Molecule: messenger RNA, 2764 nt
Organism: Gaeumannomyces tritici R3-111a-1
Lineage: Eukaryota; Fungi; Ascomycota; Sordariomycetes; Magnaporthales; Magnaporthaceae
Exons: 7
Coding region: 109-2628 (839 amino acids)
Molecular function (GO): ATP-dependent chromatin remodeler activity; ATP binding
Source: RefSeq, a predicted model, not a curated record
GCUCGCUCGCCGCUGUCGGCGUCGCCUGCUGGCUCCAAUGCCUCGUGGCAGCUGGAUACCACUGCAAGCACGCCUCUCAAACUGCCAAGCACAGAUGGCGACAUUGAGAUGUGCGACGCCUCCUGUGCAACAUCGCCCUGCAUAGUUGUUUCUGCGCCCGCAGCCGACCCCGAGCCCGCAAUAUGCUUUGGGGCAAUCAUACGGUGCCCCUUUGAGGGGGGCGACAAGUCGGGCGAGGGAUUGGAUUGUCAAGUCAAGUUGGAUCGAUCCUUUCCUCGUGCCUUGCUACCCAAAACGGGCGAGUUACGAGCAUCUGCCCGAGCAGAGCCUGGCUCCACGAACCCCCACAUGGUCCAUACGGUCGAUGGCAUUCAACUGGGGAUUCUUGACAUCGUGACAGGGCGACUUCUCAAAGCGCUUGACGGCAUCGAUGGCAUCUCGUUCCAGGUCGUGAUUCGAUCGGCAGACGCCAGGAGGGCAAAAACUAAAGGGAUAUUCCCCGUCUCCAUCAAUAUAUUAGGACCUGAAAGCUGCAUAGACCUGGUCGGUGACAGGUUAGCGUCUCUGAACGCGUACUUGCAGCAUCCAUACGCCCUGGACAGAGACGUUGAGUACCUGAACCCCCAUUUCUUUCAGAAGAAACGGAAGUACAUUACCCGUUUAGUGGGUGUCGUCGAAGAUUCGCCAGCAAAGGUGCUAUCGGACGAGAUUGAGGGUGUUAUGGCCUCUCUUUCAACAGGUGAUCUCUCUGGGAACGCCGAAUGCCACGACAUCGCCACCGAGCUGAAGCCACAUCAAAGACAGGGCAUCGAGUUCAUUCUCAAACGCGAGGACCCACGGCACUGCCGCGGCAUGAAUGAGGUUUUUUGUGUCAGCAUUAACGCCGGUAGAGGCAGCGCCGGGGGAGCGACGGGCGGUAUCAUUGCUGAUGUCAUGGGAAUGGGGAAGACAUUAACCACCAUCUCUGCCAUUGUGGCCACCAAGCUGGAAAGCAGGCGUUUUGUCGCCCUAGACCCGAGGCCUCUCGAGGGCCGCAUGCCCGGGCCGACACUAGUCAUCCUUCCAUCUGUCCAGCUGAUGAGCGUGUGGCGGACUGAAAUCCAGCGGCACGUCAAGGCCGAGGGGCGAAUCGUGGUCUUGGAUUACCACGGACCCAAGCGAGACAGAUCCGCAGCGAAACUUCUGGAGCGUGGAAGCGACAUCGUGCUUACAACCUAUUCGACGGUUGUAGAGGACCACAAGAGGAGCCAGAGCGCGCGAGUGUUGCACAGCAUAGAAUGGUAUCGCGUUGUGCUUGAUGAAGCCCACUGGGUGCGCAACCCUUCAUCCAAACGGUUCAAGGCGGCCAAAGCCCUCACGAGCCAGCGCAGAUGGUGCCUGACCGGAACGCCAGUGCAAAACUCCUUGAAUGACCUCGCCGCCCUUGUCAACUUUCUCGACAUCCAGCCAUUUGCGCAAAUGUCCGAGUUUAAGUCUCAUAUCUUGGAGCCGUUGGGGAACGCAGGUAACCAGGACCGCUGCCGCAAUCUGAGAAACCUCUUGAGAAUGAUCUGUUUACGUCGGAGCUCGAAAUGCCUGCAUCUUCCCAAGGCAGAAGAAGAGGUCAUUUACAUUGACCAGACCGAGGCAGAGAAGGAAGAGCGCAGGCUUGUUGAGAAGGAAUGCCUGAAGCGGAUGGAAAGGCUUGUAAGCGGCAGCGGCGGCCGGGGCUCGUCCGCCGAGACCAAGAAGUAUAACAUCAUGUUCGACGUGAUGAUGCAGCUGCGUCGGCUCUGCAACAACGGCACAUUCCGGAGAUCAACCGGAGCCGGGACCAGCUACCCCAGCUCGACGGAUCCUGCGAUCAAGAACGCGGCCGCCGAGGACCUGGACAAUGGCCCAUGCGAGCAGUGCGACGGAGGCGAGCUGGCUUCCACAGGUGAAGAAUACUGCUCCAUGUGCCAGCGGAGGGUGGGAACGGCGGCGCCGACCAGCAGGACAGCAACGCCGAGAUCCGGGACAUCGCCUGGUGUCUUGGACGUCGAUAUGCUGCAGCCAACCUCUCCGCCGGCAAUGGGAUGGUCCGGCCAGUCAUCGAAGCUGGAGGCGGUAGUGAGCAACAUUGCGAAUGGGUCACCGGGUGAUAAAAACAUCGUCUUCUCCUCCUGGACUUCGACUCUCGACAUCCUGGAGCACCUGCUCCAACUCAGCAACAUACGCUGCGUGCGUAUAGACGGGAGGGUCAAGGCGGAGGCCCGGGCCGACAUCAUCAAGACGUUUAGCGAUGACCCAGAAAUCCCAGUCAUCCUGUUAACCAUUGGGUGUGGCGCGGUCGGACUGACAAUCACGGCCGCGAACCGCGUGCACAUGGUCGAGCCGCAAUGGAACCCCUCAGUUGAGGAGCAGGCGGUCGCGCGCGCCGUGCGCAUGGGCCAGGAGCGCGAGGUGGCCGUGCUGCGAUAUGUUGUCAGAGGGUCGGUCGAGAAGAGCAUCAUGGACCUGCAGAAGAAGAAGAGCAACCUGGCCAGGUUCACCAUCGAUGGCGGAGAUGACAAGAUGUCGGGGAAGCUUGAUGAUCUACGAUUUUUGCUCCCCGAAGAGUGCCAGCUACCACAGAUCCCCCAGAGCAAGAUGAAGAAAAAGGAUUAAUGCCUAGUUAUUACUACUACGCGACGCUGCUUUGGGUGGGCGGAACAGACUUUGUACAGAAUUUAAUCAUAACAUCACGCUCGUCAGUCAUUACCAGAUACCAUUGUAACCCUCAACACAAGUCCAGCUGCUCGCC